Danio aesculapii is the source of this 2567-nucleotide messenger RNA. It is a transcript of the gene atrip, whose product is annotated as ATR interacting protein. The coding region runs from base 275 to 2482 and encodes 735 amino acids. The transcript is spliced from 14 exons. Gene Ontology annotation, biological process: DNA damage checkpoint signaling; DNA repair. NCBI's taxonomy places the organism in Eukaryota, Metazoa, Chordata, Actinopteri, Cypriniformes, Danionidae. The record is from RefSeq and is a predicted model, not a curated record.
AUGGACACUCCUCUUCACGUGAAUGAAUACCGAACCUUCAGAAAUGCCUCCAACUUUUCCUCUUGUCAUUUAUUUGUUUGUUUUGUCAACAAUUUUUAUGUAAACAGCUCAGAAUUGCACUUUAUUUGGAGUGUUUACUUUUGGUUUGUCAUGUCGGUGGUUUGACGGGCCGUUGCAUGUUAUGCAGGAAUCUGAGGAGCCUAAAUCAAGCAGGUGACUGAUAAACUUGAACACUUUACUACACUUUUACCAUGUCAAACAGGAGCUCGUUGACAUGGACUUUCCGCCGAGCAAGAGACUGAAGGGCCCUCAGGUGAAGACUGGGCCCGACCCGUUUGACGAUGACAUUGAUUUCACCCAAGAUGAUCUGGAGCAGAUUGAUAUCAUUGCAUCUCAGGCCAUCAGCGCAGACGUCCAGAACAGCAGCUCCAAGAGAUCUUUCGACUCUGUGUUUGCCUGCGCUGAUGAACCAAGCAAAGCUCCAGUGAGGUCUGGACGGAAAACAUUCGCCCUCGGAGACGCUUGCAGCAGCAGCACUUACAACAACACACACGCUCAAAGAAAAGACACGUCUGCAGAUGGUCAUUCCACUAAAGAUGGAGAUGAUCUCUACUACAAACAAUUAGAGGAACAGCAAGCAGAACUGAAGAAAAAGCUGAAGGAGGUGGAGGAGGAGAUCCUGAUGAAGAACGGGGAGAUUCGAGUGCUGCGGGACUCUCUGAAACAGGCUCAUCAGGAGCGCGAGCAGCACCGGCAGGCACAGAUCAUCCUGGAGAAGGAGAAAACUCAGGCUCAGAGCGACCGAGAGAAGGAGCUCUCCAGGAAGGUGCAGUCCCUGCAGUCGGAGCUGCACUUUAAAGAGGCUGAGAUGAACGAGAUGAGAGGGAAACUGCAGAGCGUGGAGCGCGGAGGAAAGCAGAGCAGCACACCUGCACGACCAGUUGUUAAGUCUCCUGUGAGCCGAACGUUUAUGACAAAGGAAAACUUCUCGGCCGAACUCUCAAAGAGAACGUCUCCAGUCAAACCAGGCUCUUCAUCAGAUGCACAGUCCAGAUGUUUACUCCCAGAAGAUCAGCGAUUGCAGCAAUGCAUGACCUCUGAUCUUCAAAAGGAAGGAUGUGUGUUACUAAAGCUGCUCCUCCAGCAGCCUCUGGACCCCAGUGCUCUGGGUCUCUGUCAUCUGCUGUCCAUCAGUCCUGAUGCUCUGCCCAACUUACUGACACAACACGCAUGCAUCAGUCCUGGAUCGUUGUCGACCUCCAGCUCGUCCUCCACAGACCUCCGCUCGUUUCCUCGUUCUCCGUCUCGGUUCCACCACCUCCAGAGUCUGGCCAUGUCCGCUCUCACAGCUCUCUCUCUCCAUCAGCCCACCACUGUCUCUCCCCUCUUGUCCUGCCCGUCAGCAGUGCACUUCCUCCCCCUGCUUUCCUUCCACAUUAGCACCUACUGUCAGUCUCUAGAGGUCUUCGACUCCUCCACCAAAACCUCUCUCCACAGCGGCUCUCUGUCCGGCUCUUCAGACUCCAGUCUGAGCUCCAUUCUGGAGGAGUCUCUAAGCGGACAGGAGGAGUUGGCUCUGGCGGCCCUCAGAGCGCUUCAGCACAUCGUCUGCUACAGUAAAGAGGCUCUGGAGGAUGUGAUUCGGAUGCAGACUUCCAAAAACGUGCUUGGGGAAAUGCAAAAUCAGAUGCCGGUCCUGAGGAGGGUUUUACAACUGGCAGAUCCGGCGUUCAGUACCGCCGCGGGACAUCGGGAGGCGCUAGUGGGCUGCAGUUGGAAGAUUCUCAGUGUGCUGGCAGAGAGAGCGCAGGACAACCUGAUCUCCAGGCUCCAGGUGGUCAUGUCCAAUUCCGUGCUGUGUAAAUGCCUGACUCUGGAGACCACGUACAGAAUUGUCCAUCUGUGUGUGAGAUUUCUGUCGUUUAUCAUCUGUAAUGACGAGAUGGCCACUAAACUCUGCUCGCAUGACUAUCCGUGUCCUUUUCUCAAAAUAUUCCAGUACGUCACAUCCAGACCGCAUAAAUCCUCUACUGAGGACGCAUGGAGUUGCUUGGAGCUUGUGGUCAUCCGGUUAUUGACUAAGCUGUUCACACAGAAGACUGGAACAUGGGUGGCUCUGUGCGAAUCAUCCUGCCAGUGUGUUAAUGAGGUGGUACGGACUGUCGUUGUUGUUUUACACCGACAGUGGCUGAAAACGAAAUGCAGAGGAGGUCAAACGGUGGGUACUCGGAUCAGGUCGAGUCCUGGAUUGCAGGUACUGAGAGAAGCACUGAUGUUACUGCACUGGCUGCUGUUGAAGGAUUCUGCAUUUUCCGAACACUGUCUGGACGUCUUACACAUGUACGAUCAGGUCAUUCCUGCUAUCAGAGACACUUUCCGUCAGCUUCCAGAUCUGUCCGAGAGCGAAGAACUGGCUCUGGAGGAGAUCUGCAGGUCUGAAACAGAGUAUGUUGAGGACAUGGAUGUGGAAACAGGGUCAUAACAAUCAAACAAAGUCCAAUUUUGUAAUGAACAAUGUCAUUUUUAAGACUGAACAUUAAUGAUUGGAAAUUAAAGAAUUAAUUCUA